AUGUUGCAUGCAGCUCUCGAAGCUUACGCCUUCGUUGCGUAUUUCUAUAACAUGCGAAAAUUUUGGUCAGAUUUCGAUUUUGUCGUGUUCAAUAGUAUCCUCAUAGGUCCGUUAUCGAGUGUCGUUUAUCGUACUUACAAUUUCCCAUACAACCACAAGAUGGUCAAGGAGUUGCAUAAAAGAUUUUGGAGCCUGGACCAAAAAUAUCCGUUACAUUCGAAGCAACUGAGUAUCAUUCGGAAGCAUAAUGUCUUUUUAAAUACCAUCAGUACGAUAGUUGUAGUUCUAUUGACGAUCUGCAACUUUGCGCUUUUAUGCACGCCUUUCUUGCUCCAUUAUAUUUUGAACAUUCCUUUGCAACUACCAAUGCCAUUGCUACUUAUUGAAAUUGAUCAUAACACGACAGUUGGUUUUAUUCUUAACUACAUUUACCAAACCAUCACAGUUUCGUUGUGCAUUGGCGCCUUUGCAGUAAUACAACCGUUGAACAUCAUGUAUACGGGCUUAGUUUCCUGCAUGGCGGAGAUUUUGCGAUCAAAGGUAAAGGAGUUUGAGCAGAUUUCAUUGAUGAACGAAAGAAAAACUAGUAGAAAACUGAAAGCUGCAUUUGCGGAACUGGUUGAGGAUCAUAUUGAAAUCUUCAAUGUAGCUGAUGAUGUUGAAGGACUUCUGAGUUUUCAACUUUUUCUGGAUAUAACAAGCUUUUCGAUAUCAGUUUGCAUCGCUUUAUUCUAUGCUCGUCUUAGAGGAUGGAUUCCUGGAUAUGUCUUAUCUCUUUUGGUAGUUUUUGUUGGAUUUUUGAACCACUUUUUGGGAGAACUUUCCUCGAUGCAAUUGGAAAAGUUGUCGUUCGACGUUUACAGUGUAUCUUGGUAUCGAAUGAGUAUUUCAAUGCAAAAGUCAUGGUUGAUAUUUCUUCAAAAAUCUCAAACUACUCAAUUGUUUUCGUGUGCUGGAUUGAAACCUGUUGGGAUUGAUACUUUUUCAUCGGUAACAUAA
Culicoides brevitarsis is the source of this 999-nucleotide messenger RNA. RefSeq lists its product as uncharacterized. The coding region runs from base 1 to 999 and encodes 332 amino acids. Gene Ontology annotation, cellular component: plasma membrane. Gene Ontology annotation, molecular function: odorant binding; olfactory receptor activity. NCBI's taxonomy places the organism in Eukaryota, Metazoa, Arthropoda, Insecta, Diptera, Ceratopogonidae. Gene Ontology annotation, biological process: detection of chemical stimulus involved in sensory perception of smell; sensory perception of smell. The transcript has 3 exons. The record is from RefSeq and is a predicted model, not a curated record.